CUGCGCUCACAACGAUGAACUUCAUCUUGGUACUGGCUUUAAUCUGCACCUUCAGUUGGAUUUCUGUGUCAUUUUGUCAGUUUCACACAGUGGCAGUUCGGCCUGCUGAAGAUGUCACACUGGUGUCCACCAACUUUAGCAGCUUUCCCACACGCAUAUGGUGGUUUAAGCUGAACAGCAGUCCCAACGCCAGCCGCAUCUCUUCUAUGUCCACUUCCAAUUCUAAUGUCUCGCUAGAAAAUGGAAUCCACUUCAAUAAAUAUACUAUGUCAUCCAACACAACAAACCUCUUUCUGAAGAUCAAAAAAGUAAAUUUCUCAGACUCUGGACUUUAUUUUUGUGGAACAAACAUAGGAGAAAACCUUGAUGUGUUUACUGCAACAUACUUACGAGUGGAAGAUGGAUUACCCAAACUGCCUAGUGUAAUCCUUGGCUGCAUUGCUGUUUUCCUUGCAGUAGUCAUUAUUGCUUUGACUGUCAAAAUUAGGAACUUUCAAACAGGUCAAACUGAACAAAAAGAUCUACAACCCACUGAGAAUCUGGAUCCCGACAACCUGAACUAUGCAGCACUGAAUUUCCGGCCCAAAGUGAAACGGAACAUAAGGCCGGCAGCUGAGGGAGAGUUGGGAUCAAAUGUGGUGUAUGCUUCAACAAAAUAAACUCAU
Messenger RNA from Girardinichthys multiradiatus, 665 nucleotides. RefSeq lists its product as uncharacterized. Gene Ontology annotation, cellular component: cell surface. The transcript is spliced from 5 exons. Gene Ontology annotation, biological process: regulation of immune response. The record is from RefSeq and is a predicted model, not a curated record. Gene Ontology annotation, molecular function: coreceptor activity; MHC class I protein binding. Bases 15 to 659 code for a protein of 214 amino acids. Lineage: Eukaryota; Metazoa; Chordata; Actinopteri; Cyprinodontiformes; Goodeidae.